ACAACAGAAGCGCCUACGACUGAGGCCCCUACAACGGAAGCUCCUACGACUGAGGCCCCUACAACGGAGGCUCCUACGACUGAGGCCCCUACAACAGAAGGCCCUACGACUGAGGCCCCUACAACAGAAACUCCUACGACUGAGGCCCCUACAACAGAAGCUCCUACGACUGAGGCCCCUACAACAGAAGCCCUUACGACUGAGGUCCCCACAACAGAAGCCCCUACGACUGAGGCCCCUACAACAGAAGCCCCUACGCCGACUGAGUGUGACUACGUGGAGGAUGGCGUUUGUAUCCAGAGUUGCACUAGAGGAGGCUGCUCGAUGAAAUGUUUCAACUCGGAUGAAUAUCAUUCGUGUGAACAGAGUUGUACAGGUGGAAAUUGUGACCUGACAUGUGAGGCCCCCACAAAAUGUGAAUUCAGCUGUACCAGUGGUGACUGCGCUUCAGUCAUCUGUAAGGCUGACACUUGUGAUCAGAGCUGUACCGGUGGAGGAUGCGGUCUGGAAUGCCACGGAACCGCAUGUGAACAGAGAUGUACCAGAGGCAACUGUGCACUGCAGUGUUCGAGUGAGGCAGAGACGUGCGAGCAAACAUGUACAUUGAACAAAGACGGGUGCACCAUAGAGUAUGUCGAUUUUUCAGCAGAAGCUCCUACAACAGAAGCUCCUACAACAGAAGCUCCUACAACAGAAGCUCCUACAACAGAAGCUCCUACAACAGAAGCUCCUACAACAGAAGCUCCUACAACAGAAAUUUGCGGUGUAGUGAGGAGUGGUGUAGUGAGGCAAAAAUAUUUCAAGGUUAUUGAACCAGCUCCAACGUUUUCUCAGGUGGAAAUUGUGACCUGA
This is a messenger RNA of Orbicella faveolata, 852 nucleotides long. RefSeq lists its product as uncharacterized. The record is from RefSeq and is a predicted model, not a curated record. NCBI's taxonomy places the organism in Eukaryota, Metazoa, Cnidaria, Anthozoa, Scleractinia, Merulinidae.